Molecule: messenger RNA, 981 nt
Organism: Paraglomus brasilianum
Lineage: Eukaryota; Fungi; Glomeromycota; Glomeromycetes; Paraglomerales; Paraglomeraceae
Source: the annotation of a GenBank genome assembly
AUGCCAUACACCUUCUGUUCGAUUUGUAAACUCAAUACCAAGGAAGGGCGCCGACAUUUAUACACGAAAGCCCACCAACAACGACUGCACAGAAUACUUGAUAAACAGAAGGAGAACUACAGAAAAUACAAGAUCUUCUUAAAUGAUAUAAGAGCAGUCGAUGGGAUAAAUAAACAACCUGACUUCAAGUGCAUAUUCUGUGACAUUGAGAUUAAGCCUAAAUUCAGAGACGUUGAUGAAAAGCAACUAGCCUGUCUUCAUAUAUUUACUCACAUGGCAACAACUGUACAUCAAAACAGAGUAAAGCAAUUCUUCAAGAAUCAUAAUGCAGAUCAAAAGCUUAUAAAUGAAUUUAUUCUGUCAAAAGGGCAGUUUGACAAGUAUCAAAGAAAGGCUUCUGUCAAAGAACGUGAACUUGAAAAGUUGAAUCACGAAGCGCUUAAACUUGGGAUGGAAGAGAAGUCUAAUCCGGUCUACAAUUUAGGACUCAUUCAUCCCCCGCCUUUGCUGCCUGCCGCGACGGCAGAUAGUCGAAAGCAAGAAUUAGUCCCAAAUGCGUCCGUCCAAUGGUAUAAAGACAACAUGGAAAGAGAUCAGAAAGCAUCUCGAUUGGGACAGCAGUUGUCCAAACUAAGCAAGAUUAAAGUACCGCCAUUGAAGCCCGGUGAAGGCAAUGUUUACACAGAAGGAAGCGUGCCACCAUGGCUUCAACCCGACACCGAGUGCGAUUCUGAAAAACCUACCGUCAUUGGACCGUCAUUAGACGCUUUCUUGGCCGCAAAGAAAGCCGAGAGAUUGAAAAAACUCAAUCCUAACCGUGUUGGAGCCAAUCUUGAUAGAUCUGAAGUGAUGGAUAAAAAUUGGGUUCCAAACUUUGGGCGCGUAUGGAAUUACGGAACACGACGAAAGACUCGAAACCAAUUCAAAAGGGAAUCGGAAAAAGGAAAUCAGGAACAAGACCACCGAAUGUGCCUUAAAUAG